CGAGUGGGAUCAGAACUGCGGAAUUACCGUAGAGAGACGCGGGACCAUUUUUAAUAAAACGGAACCGGUAAUCCCGGUUAAAGUUUUUUUAAUUGAAAAAAUAAUAAAAAACUAAAAGAGAGGAGAGAGACCAAAACAUAAAAAGAGCACCAAACCCAAACCAAAGUAGAAACUGACAGCAUCUCUCCGUAUCCAAAAAGAGAAAAUUAAUCAACAGACCAAGAAGCAGCCACCGGAAAAUGCUGACGUGUAUAGCUCGUUCGAAGCGAGCCGGCGAUGAAUCUUCGGGUCAACCCGACGAUCCAGAUUCCAAGCACGCCAAAUCUCUAACAUCUCAGCUCAAGGACAUGGCUCUGAAAGCUUCGGGUGCUUACCGGCAUUGUACGCCGUGCACGGCGGCGCCGGGACAGGGUCAAGGGCAGGGUCCGAUUAGGAACAAUCCGGUGUCGGCAAAGCCGGAUUUCGAAUCGGAUCAACGGUUUAAGAUGCUGUACGGAAGAUCAAACAGCUCGAUUACUUCGUCGGUGGCGGCGGCGGCGACGGCGACGCAACAGCCAAGGGUUUGGGGAAAGGAGAUGGAGGCGAGGCUUAAAGGGAUAUCGAGCGGCGAGGCGACUCCGAAAUCGGCGAGCGGGAGGAACCGGGUCGACCCGAUAGUGUUUGUGGAGGAGAAAGAGCCAAAGGAAUGGGUCGCUCAGGUGGAGCCUGGGGUUCUAAUCACCUUCGUCUCUCUUCCCGGCGGUGGCAAUGAUCUUAAACGGAUACGUUUCAGCCGAGACAUGUUCAACAAGAUACAAGCUCAACGAUGGUGGGCUGAUAACUACGACAAAGUGAUGGAACUUUACAAUGUUCAAAAACUAAGCCGCCAAGCUUUCCCGCUUCCCACGCCGCCUAGAUCCGAAGACGAGAAUGCAAAAGCAGAGUAUCAUCCAGAGGACACUCCCGCAACACCGCCAUUAAACAAAGAACGGCUGCCUCGUAAUAUCCAUCGGCCAGUUGGAUUGGCUGCUUACUCAUCCUCGGAUUCACUCGACCAUAGUUCGACGCAGAGCCAGCAGUUUUACGACUCUGGUCUACUCAACUCAACUCCUAAACUUUCAAGCAUAAGCGGAGCCAAGACGGAAACUUCUUCCAUGGAUGCUUCCAUAAGAAGCAGCUCGUCGAGAGAUGCAGACCGGUCAGAGGAAAUGUCGAUAAGCAAUGCGAGUGAUGUUGAUCAGAACGAAUGGGUGGAGCAAGACGAGCCUGGAGUUUAUAUCACCAUCAAAGUUUUACCUGGUGGGAAAAGAGAGCUUAGAAGAGUUAGAUUCAGUCGAGAGAGAUUCGGGGAGAUGCACGCGAGGCUAUGGUGGGAAGAGAACAGGGCAAGGAUACAUGAACAAUAUUUGUGAUCAUCGUCUUAAAUAUCUGGUCUCGAUGCAUCAAAACGGUUUUGUGAAUUUGAUUUUCUCAUUCUCGGUAUACCGUUUUUUUUUUGUUUUUCAUUUUCUUUUCCAGCUGAAGUAAUUCUUCUCUUUUAUUUCAAAGAGAAUCCUUCCACAGGGUACUCCUUGUGCCUCCCAGAAAUCUCAAAAUCAAUAUCAAUUGUGGAAUAUGUUUAAGGAGGUUUCUUAAACUCUUCCUUAAAAAAAUUGCUAAAGCUUGGAAAAUGUCUAUUUU
This is a messenger RNA of Eutrema salsugineum, 1659 nucleotides long. RefSeq names its product protein Brevis radix-like 4. The transcript has 5 exons. The coding region runs from base 240 to 1391 and encodes 383 amino acids. Lineage: Eukaryota; Viridiplantae; Streptophyta; Magnoliopsida; Brassicales; Brassicaceae. The record is from RefSeq and is a predicted model, not a curated record.